Molecule: messenger RNA, 5160 nt
Organism: Sardina pilchardus (European sardine)
Lineage: Eukaryota; Metazoa; Chordata; Actinopteri; Clupeiformes; Clupeidae
Product: zinc finger and BTB domain-containing protein 7B-like
Exons: 4
Coding region: 431-2218 (595 amino acids)
Biological process (GO): regulation of transcription by RNA polymerase II; positive regulation of gene expression
Molecular function (GO): protein binding; DNA-binding transcription factor activity, RNA polymerase II-specific; RNA polymerase II cis-regulatory region sequence-specific DNA binding
Source: RefSeq, a predicted model, not a curated record
GGGCCAGCGGCUUCUGUGCGGGGGGGGCAGUGCAACCAAUCCGACCGGCGGUCUGCAAGCAGAUGAGAGAGGAGAGCCGAGGGGGGGAUCAGAAACGCCGGCUACGGAGUCCAGACAGCGGGGAGCGGCGCUUAAAAGAUACCCGCUCGGAGAUAUAAGCCACGCUGCUAAGAGAGUGCCGGUGAAGCGAGUCAGGGGAGAAGGUAUUCCCCGGGGAGAUACAGGAGGGGGGCAAACGGGGGUGGUACAGCCAGAGUCUGAAUCCAGGAAGUAAGAACCGGUCAGGUGGGACAAGCCAAGACAACGCAGGUGACACACCGGCGCAGGGAGCGUGGAUAGAGGGAUAAGACAAGAGAAAGGAAGAGAGAAGAGGAGAGAGAAAGGAGAGGAGACUAUCAGUUCAUCGGGGGUUUAUGGACUGGAGGUGGCGAUGUCUCCAGGAGAGGACGGCCUGAUUGGGAUCCCCUUCCCGGAGCACAGCAGCGAUCUCCUGUCCCGGCUGAAUGCCCAGCGCCGGGCGGGGCUCCUGUGUGACCUCACGCUGACCUCGCGCGGCUCGCGCUACCCCACCCACCGCUCCGUCAUGGCCGCCGUCAGCCUCUACUUCCGCCGGCUGUUCGGCGCGGACGAGGCGGAGGACGGCGGCUGCGAGGGCUCGGGCGCGGGCGCCAGCUGCAGCGUGUGCCAGCUGGACUGCGUGGCGCCCGACGCCCUGGACGCGCUGCUGGAGUUCGCCUACACCGCCACGCUCACCAUCCGCAGCUCGGGCAUGCGCGAGGUCCUGAAGGGCGCCCAGCUGCUGGGCAUCCAGUGCGUGGCCGACGCCUGCCGGGACAUCCUGGGCGAGGCGGCCGACGAGGCCGAGCCGGAGGCCGCCGCCGUGGCGACGGAGGAGCGGAGGGGGGCGGGCGACGCCACCACCGCUGCCCAGCACCGAGUGUCGCGCCGCAAGCGGGACCGCCGGCACGUGCCCAAGGCUGCCUCGCCCGCACGGCCCCUGUGGCGCCAGCAGCAGCAGCAGCAGCAGCGUGUCCAGCAGUCGCCGCCCACUCUGCUGACCGGUCUCUCCCGGCCCAGCCACGGCCAGCCGCUCACGCCCUCCGCGGACUGGGACGAGUACCACCAGAACACCACGCGCCGCGCCGACCACGACGACAACAACGACUACAACGGCCACGCCGCCCACACCCACGGCAGCCAGGGCAGCCAGCUGCGGGCGCUGGUCAACGGGGGCGCGCACUGGCACCAGGAGAGCACGCCGAUGCCCCCCCCCGCCGACGACGCCGUCUCGGAGAAGGAGAGGAGGCUGGAGGUGGGAGUGGUCACCCAGGCGCCCAUCACUGACCGGGCCGCCACGGCCGGAGGGCCCGGGGUGCCCGGCGGGAGGAAGAGGAAGUCCCAGACCCCCCAGCAGUGCCCCGUGUGCCAGAAGAUCAUCCACGGCGCGGGCAAGCUGCCCCGGCACAUGAGAACACACACCGGCGAGAAGCCCUUCCAGUGCACGGCCUGUGGAGUGCGCUUCACCAGGAAUGACAAGCUGAAGAUUCACAUGCGUAAGCACACGGGCGAGCGGCCCUACCCCUGCCCCAAGUGCAACGCCCGCUUCCUGCACUCCUACGACCUCAAAAACCACCUCUCCCUGCACAGCGGCGCGCGCCCCUUCGAGUGUCCGCAGUGCCACAAGGCCUUCGCCCGCGAGGACCACCUGCAGCGCCACCGAAAGGGCCACAGCUGCCUGGAGCUGCGCACGCGACGCCCGCGCCGGGCAUCCGGCCCCGCAGCGCCAGGGGGCGAGGGGACCUCGGACGGAGGAGGAGGAGGAGGAGGAGGAGGAGGAGGAGGCACCGCCGCCACCGGGGGGGUCCAGCAGGGGCACCUGGAGGCCCCGCUCUCGCUGCAGGCCCACCAGCGCUCGUCCCCGGGCCUGCCCCCCUCGCUGGUGUACCCCGACAGCGCCCAGCAUCUGCCCCUGCCCCUGCCCCUGCCCCUGCAGGCGCUGCCCCUGCUGGGGCACAGGAUGGCCGGCCUGGCCGCCAUGUGGCGGGGGAUGGAGGGUCUGCGGGAGGAAGGGGUGGGGGGGUCACCGUCUCCGUCCCCAUCGCCUCACCCCAGCAGGCCGCCGCCGCACGGAUGGGAUGGAGAGGAGGAGGAGGAGGAGGAGGAGGAAGAGGAGGAGGGAGAGGACGAAGGAGAGGAAGAGGGGGAUGAGGAAGAGUGAAGAAAGAGGGCACUGCUCACGUGUGGUGGCGAGAAGCAAAGUGUGUGUGUGUGUGUGUGUGUGUCUGCAUGGGAGUCUGUGCUGCUCUCUGCCCUCGUCAUGGUACUGUUCUUCCAUGGAGGUGGCCUCGACUCAGGCAAACUGACCUGUGAGAUGAAUGACUUCAUUACAAAGCGCUUAAAGGACAUGUGGAAAAAACGGGUCUUUCUGAUCAUUCAUGUCUGAUCAAUCAUAUUUCUGGAUCUGGGAUGCUUCUUUUUUGUUUCUUGAGCUUGUUUUCUGUUUUACGUUAGCUGGUUGGUUUUCUUUAUUUGUUUCAUUUGACCUUUCUCUGUCAGAAUUAUUUUUGUGAAUAUAUGCUUGAGGCAUAAGGGGUAAGAUUGAUUUUCUUUUUACUAUGCAAUCAUGUACAGGAGCAAUGGAAGGAACUGUAAAGAGGGACUCUCUUAAAGUAAUGGCCUUUUGUAAUGUUGAGUGAAAGCCCACAGGAUUAUGCCAGAGCAUAACCCAUGUGUUUUGGGUGCCACCUGCUGGUGGAGUUGUGGUACUUGGAGUUGCAGGUAGUGACUUUAGCAUCUUUUCAGGAUCGUCAAUAACUCUUUUCACAGGCGAGAAGGUCACUCAUAACGAGUUGUACCAACAAGUACGUGACAUCUUCUGCUUCUGCUAGCAGUGGGAAUAACUCUAGAGUUUAUAUUAUCCACCUCAUAUUAGUCUUUCUGUAGGCUAACCUGUGUUGUAGCCAUGUACCAAAGAUAACAGUUAAGUAGACGUUUAUUUAUCAGAAUAUAUGCAAAUUAAUUCUUUAAAGAUCAAAUCUGAUCAUGUCUAUCAGAAGUCACCAUUCAGUCACCUGCUCCAGGUCUGUCUCUGCGUUCCUCAAGGGAUGUGAUGAGUGUGUGUGUGUGUGUAUCAUAAAGCAGAGGUUUCUAAUACAGACCAGAGUCUAUUUCUGAGGCUUAUGGGUGGGAUGUCUGAGAAGCAUCACCGAUGUUGUGUUUACGUUUUCUGUUGACAAAGGUUUGUUUUGAGCGGCGUUCAUAUAAUGAUGGUCUUCCAAAGCACUCCAUCUUUUGUUUUGCUUUUGUUAUUGCAAAAAUAGAAGGGAGAGAAGAAAAACAAGGAAUGAAAAAGACAAAUAAUUGCGCGGGUCCCCUCUGCGUGAGCUAUUUAUUUAUUUAUUGUCUGGUAUUUAUUGUGGCUUUUCCACGCUAAAUUUAGAGUUUGGUUAGCGUACGGCAUCUCGGCUCACCCUCCACCUGUAGGCCUUUCCCUGUCUCCAGCGCACACACCCUGUGGCACGUGCCUAGUAGCCCUUUUGAAUCCAGUCUUAAGUUGAUCUUGUUGAAGUGCUGUUGCAAGCAGUGGCCACCAUGGCUUCUGCGUACUGUACUGAGGGACUAUGGGUGCCCUGCUAGCCAUAUUUAACCCCUUUUUGCAGUUUUUUGCACAUCGAACCCUUGUGAUAUAUACUGCAUUGCCCCUUCAGGCCGCAGCUGAUGCUGAGGUGGAUGUAGCCCAACUCCACUCAGUCAGCUGACUGCUGCUGCUUGGCCCCCAGCCCCCACCAAGGGGAAGAAGAGAAGCAAAAGAUGGUGAAAGAUAUGGGACAUGGGUUUCGAGAGAACAACAGUUUGCCUUUUUGAAUAUGACAAGAGUGGACAUAUAGUGUUGAACGAAUUAUUAUCUUAAGAAUACAAGAUAUAUAUUUAUAUAUAUACACAUAUGUAUACAUAUAUAAAACAUAUAUGCCUCAUGAGUCCAGCUUUUGAAAAUGAUGAAUGAAGAUGUUGUGUUCCUCCUUUGCAUACAUUCUGGCACUGCCCUAGUGCAGUUUUUGUUUGUUUUUGUGUGUUUGUUUAUAUGGUAUAAUCUCUCGAGUGAAAGCCUUUUACUAUGACUGUUAACUUCAGGUGUCUCUCUGGCCCCAAAUGAUCGUGAAAGUAACCUUGAUGGAUAGUGAUAUACACAUUAAUCUGAGUGUGCUGGGUUUCACACAUUGAGCGGUGGAAGAAAUGACACAUACUUGCGUACAUGAGUACAUACAAACGUUUGUUACUUUUGUUUUGUUUGUUAAAGAUGAAAGGGCCUUAGUUUUGUUCUGCGUGCAUGGAGGCGUCCACGGCAGACGAGGUUAGCUCUGGACCAGAGGCAAGGGCCUGCUCCCACCUCGCCUCCCCUACUGAGAGGGACUCUCUGACGUUCGAGUUUAUUUGCACUAAAACGAGAGCUUUAUGUCGUGGACUUCACGUCCCCUCAGACACCCAUUCCAUGGCUUUACAAUAUCGGUUAUGAUUGUAAGAGAAGCAGAGUUGAUCUAACUUUAAUGAUCUGGAGGAAUAUCCAUUAUAGUUGUACAGUAGGUUAGUCCACUUUAAAGAAAUUUAUGGUUGCUAUGUUUAAAAGGGUCAAGCUGCCUUGUUUUUUUUUUUGUUUUUUUGCAAAUUUACUCAGGAAAUCUUGAGCAAUGCACUAAGUGAUUAUGCAAAAUUGAUGAGAGUAUAUGUAAAUAAGUAAGAACACAGCCUAUAAACACCCUUCAUUGUGAAAUCAGGUAGACUAUAUUUCUGGAUUGUUUUUGAUUUAGCAUGUUAUAUUUCAUUUCAAGGUAAUGAAGAUGUAAUACAUAUGCAAUUAGAACCUGUAGGCUAUCAUGUUUUAGACAUUGGAGCCGGACUCAUCAUGAAGGGUGUUCUUAUGGAUCUUAUUAAUGUGUGAGAGGACGUGUGAUCUAACAAUGCCAGCUGUGAAAAAGUAGGUGCUGUCUGUAGAAUUUGCUUUGGCUUGGGUAUGCGGAUUGGGGUUCAGAUUUUGGAGGAACCCUACUAUCAGGGAUUUUCUGUUUUAGUGGAUUCUCUCUCUCUCAGUGAUACAUAUUUCCCCUCAGCAUUUAUUUCUCAUGUUGUAAAGAAAUGCAUAAAUAAAAAAUAUAUAUUGAUUUC